CACCAUGGAAGCGCUCGGUUUGGUCACGUGGUGCCCCAGGAUACGCCCGGUGGCUGCUGUGGGGUCUGGGGCUCUGGCAGGGGCCAUUUUGCCGAAGGCAUCCUCCCGGAGUUGGGAGCGGCUUGGCAGCUAACUGAAGCUGUUCCUUUCCCUCCUCUACAGCUUGGGGCUUGGAGAGGAACCUGGAAGGCUGGGCUCCAUCGAGCCCUUCAGAGACAAUGGUUUCCCCUAGCUUUUGCCACCUGGCCACCCUGUAUGGCGGCUGUGCCCCCUGCGCUGCUCCUGCUGCCGCACCUUCCAGCCCGCUGUGCCUGUCGCCUUCAGAGCUGCAGUCGUCCUUCCGCCCCAGAGACUGAUGAUAGUCGAGGUGGGGGCACCAUGAGAGGCGAGAAAAACUACUGCCGUGGAGCUGCCGGAGACCACGGUUCCUGCCCCCCGACACCUUCGCCUCUGGCCUCGACCCUCGUGAUGCCCGCGGAAGCUAUCACGAGUAGUUGGUGUGGGUCUGGAGGUGGUUUAUCAGCGGGAGACGAAGAGGAGACUCGGCUUCUUCAACUCCUCAGGACCGCGCCAGAUCCUUCCGAGGCCUUCCAGGCUUUGCAGGCUGCUUUGCCGCGGCGGGGCGGUCGACUCGGCUUCCCCCGACGGAAGGAAGCAUUGUAUCGGGCCUUGGGCCGGGUGCUUGUGGAAGGAGGUAGUGAUGAGAAGCGACUCUGCUUGCAACUCCUCUCGGAUGUUCUCCGGGGUCAGGGGGAGGCAGGCCAGCUGGAAGAGGCCUUUAGCUUAGCACUUCUGCCUCAGCUGGUUGUCUCCUUAAGAGAAGAGAAUCCAGCCCUACGGAAAGAUGCGCUACAAAUCCUGCAUGUCUGUCUGAAACGUAGUUCUGGACAGGUGCUGAGAACGCUUAUACAACAGGGCCUGGAAAGUACCGACGCCCGGCUUCGAGCUUCCACAGCACUGCUCUUCCCUAUCCUGCUUACUCCUGAGGAUUUGUUGCUCAGCCUGGAUCUCACCGAGGUAAUAAUAUCCCUAGCCAGAAAACUUGGCGAUCAGGAGAUUGAAGAAGAAUCUGAGACUGCUUUCUCUGCGCUUCAGCAAAUCGGGGAACGACUUGGCCAAGAGAGAUUUCAGUCCUAUAUCUCUCGCCUGCCGUCCGCGCUGAGGAGACACUACAAUCGCCGCCUGGAGUCUCUGUUUGGAAGUCAGGUUCCUUAUUAUUUGGAAUUUGAAGCCUCUGGGUUUUCUGAAGAUCCUCUCCCCUGUGCAGUGACUCUUUCCAGCAGCAAUCUUAAAUUUGGGAUUAUUCCUCAAGAGCUGCAUUCAAGAUUGUUAGACCAGGAAGACUAUAAGAACCGGACUCAGGCUGUUGAGGAACUAAAACAGGUGAUGGGAAGAUUUAACCCUAGUUCUACCACUCAUCCCAGUCUUGUCGGUUUCAUUAGCUUGCUGUAUAAUUUGUUAGACGAUUCUAACUUCAAAGUGGUCCAUGGCACACUUCAGGUGCUGCAUUUACUGGUUAUUCGCCUUGGAGAGCAGGUACAACAGUUCUUGGGACCAGUUCUAGCAGCUUCUGUCAAAGUGCUGGCAGAUAACAAGUUGGUAAUCAAACAAGAAUACAUGAAAAUUUUCCUCAAGCUAAUGAAGGAAGUAGGUCCUCAACAGGUGCUUUGUUUACUGCUGGAACAUCUCAAACAUAAGCAUUCCAGAGUGAGAGAGGAGGUAGUGAACAUUUGCAUCUGCUCCCUCCUGACUUAUCCCAGUGAGGAUUUUGACUUAACAAAACUGUCCUUUGAUCUUGCCCCAGCUCUUGUGGAUAGCAAACGUAGGGUCCGCCAAGCAGCUCUUGAGGCCUUUGCUGUGUUGGCGUCAUCAAUGGGCUCAGGUAAAACCAGCAUCCUUUUCAAAGCUGUGGAUACUGUUGAACUGCAAGAUAAUGGAGAUGGAGUGAUGAAUGCAGUGCAGGCCAGGCUGGCUAGGAAAACCCUCCCAAGGUUAACAGAACAGGGAUUUGUGGAAUAUGCAAUACUGAUGCCAUCAUCUGCCCAGGGCAGGUCAAGCCAUUUGGCACAUGGAGCAGAUACAGAUUGGCUUUUGGCUGGUAACAGAACUCAGAGUGCACACUGUCACUGUGGUGACCACGCAAGGGACAGCCUGCAAAUUUAUGGAUCUUACAGUCCAACCAUAUGUACUCGAAGGGUACUAAGUGCAGGAAAAGGAAAAAAUAAAUUGCCAUGGGAAAAUGAGCAGUCUGGAGUCCUGGGAGAAAACCAGACCUCCAAUUCCAAGGAUAUCGGACAGUUUUCAGCAUAUGAUUUCAUCCCAUCUCCAAAAUUAAAGCCCUCUCAAGGAAUGCCAGUCAAUGAUGAUUUAUGUUUUAGCAGAAAAAGAGUGUCAAGAAACUUAUUUCAGAAUAGUCGGGAUUGUAACCCAGAUUCUCUUCCUGUGUGUGCUGCUGGCAGCACUGGGACUCACCAGACAAAUGUUUCUGGGAAAUGUGGACAACUUGGAUUUUCACAGAUUUGUGGGAAAACUGGCAGUGUGGACUCUGACUUACAGUACCUGGGGACAACUAAUAGUCAUCAAGAUAAAGGAUAUGGUAGCCUAAAUUUUGCCCCUAAGACACAGCAGACGUUUGGUAGCCAAACAGAACGUACUUCAUCAUACUCUGGUCUAAAUCCAAGUCCAGGAGGCUUCAUCCUUCCAUCCUAUCCUCUCUCAUCACCUCGAACUAGUCCAAAGCACACAUCUCUUACUGUAUCUCCAAAGAAGUCUCAGGAUAAUUCCAUUAAUUUCUCUAAUUCCUGGCCUCUUAAAAACUUCGAAGGACUGCCAAAGUCGAGUCCACAGAAAAAACUUGUCAGCCAAAAGUCUUCUGACCCUCCAGGUAGAAAAGAUGGAGAAAAUUCUCAAGAAAAACUGUCUCCAGUUCAACUUACACCUGCCUUGGUGAGAUCACCAUCUUCCCGACGAGGCCUAAAUGGGACCAAACCUGUCCCUCCCAUACCAAGGGGAAUCAGCCUUUUGCCUGAUAAAGCUGACUUAAGCACAGUGGGACCCAAAAAGAAAGAGCCUGAUGAUAUUUGGAAGAGUGAGAAAGAUAGUCUUAGAAUCGAUCUUUCAGAAUUGGAUAUCGGAGAUAAAGAUUUGGAUCAAGAAGAGUGGGUUUGGUCAGACAUAUUUCCAACAUUUGGAUCAAAACUUUGUCCUACAAGACUUUCUUCUGCAAAGAAUAAAAACUCUGAGAUAGCCGACCAAAGCCCCAUUGAAGAGAUUACAGCUUCCAGUGUGAGCAUAAUUGGUCAACGUAUGAACUAUGGGUUUGGAAGUGGUGAUUUUGAAGAUGAUAUGUCCCAUGACAUUUCACCUAGUGUUUUCAAAAUACCAAAUAAGGAACACUCAAGACAUAAACAUACAAAAGCAUUUCCAGGCCCAUCAUCAAAUUUACAGCAAAUUCCCAGUUUUGACUUCACAUCCACAAAUACCUUACCAGAAGACUCAGUAGUAGUUGUUGGAAAAGGUGUAUUUGGAAAUCCAAAUUCAGCACCAGCAGCCUGCAGCCAACCAGUGAUAUCUUCUGUGGAAAAUGGAGAUACGUUUUCAGUUAAACAAAGCAUUGAACCACCAUCAGGGAUUUAUGGAAGAGCAGUCCAGCAAAGUAUUCAAUCAUUUGUUGAUGUUGAGAAUGAAAAGGAUAUUAAAGUUUCUAUUUCAAAAUCUACUUAUGACAAGAUGAGACAAAAGAGAAAAGAGGAAAAAGAACUUUAUGACAUUAAAGAUGGUGAAAAGAAAGAACAGAAUUCCUGGGAGCAAAUGAAACAUACAGGAACUGAGAAAAUGGCAUCUGAAAGUGAAGCAUCUCCUGGAGCCAUUCCACAAUAUAAAGAAAGGAUUCCUCCUGUGACUCAUAGUCCAGAAAUAAUGGAUACAUCGGAACUACGGCCAUUUUCCAAACCAGAAAUAGCACUGACAGAAGCUCUGAGGCUUUUAGCUGAUGAGGAUUGGGAGAAGAAAAUUGAAGGACUGAAUUUUAUUAGAUGUUUAGCUGCUUUUCAUUCUGAAAUAUUAAACACAAAGUUGCAUGAAACAAGUUUUGCAGUAGUUCAAGAGGUGAAAAAUUUACGCUCUGGAGUUUCUCGUGCUGCUGUGGUCUGUUUAAGUGAUCUUUUUAUGUACCUAAAAAAGAGCAUGGAUCAAGAACUAGAUACUACAGUAAAAGUCUUGUUGCACAAGGCUGGAGAAUCAAACACAUUUAUCCGAGAAGAUGUUGACAAAGCCCUGAGAGCCAUGGUCAGCAAUGUAACUCCUGCUCGUGCAGUCGUUGCUCUUAUCAAUGGAGGACAAAGCCAUUUACACAUUGCGGUAAGAAGAUGUACAGCCCAGCACUUAGCAGAUGUAGUGGAGUUUAUGGAACCAGAGCGUAUUUUAUCUGGAGCCAAGGAUAUGGCUGACCGUAUAUUACCAGCUGCUGCCAAGUUUGCUCAGGACAGUUCACAAGAAACAAGGUACUAUGGUCGAAAGAUGCUUUUCCUUAUGAUGUGUCAUCCAAACUUUGAUAAAAUGCUUGAAAAAUAUGUCCCAUCUAAAGAUUUGCCAUAUAUUAAGGAAUCUGUUAAGAGCUUACGGCAAAAGGGUUUAGGAGAGAUGCCGCUAGAAACUCCUUCAGCAAAAGGAAGACGAUCUCAUACUGGCACUGUUGGAAAUACAAGGUCAUCCUCCGUUUCUAGAGAUGCUCUCCAUUCAGCUGAAAGAGAAGUAACUGAAAUUCGUGACAUCACCAGAAAAUCAGUUCCCCGCAGUUCCUUAGAAAGUGCUGAAUACAUUAAAGUCAUAACAGGUUUAUUAAAUGCAAAAGACUUCCGUGAUCGUAUUAAUGGGAUUAAGCAGCUUUUAUCAGAUACUGAAAAAAAUCAAGAGCUUGUUGUUGGAAACAUUGUGAAGAUCUUUGAUGCUUUUAAAUCUCGACUUCAUGAUUCCAAUAGUAAAGUAAAUCUGGUGGCUCUGGAAACAAUGCACAAAAUGAUUCCUUUGCUUAGAGACAAUUUAUCUCCUAUAAUCAACAUGCUAAUUCCAGCAAUAGUAGAUAACAACCUGAAUUCUAAGAAUCCAGGCAUCUAUGCUGCUGCCACAAAUGUUGUUCAGGCGCUGAGUCAGCAUGUAGACAAUUAUUUACUGCUACAGCCAUUUUGCACAAAAGCUCAGUUUUUAAAUGGAAAAGCAAAACAAGAUAUGACGGAAAAGCUUGCUGAUAUUGUCAUGGAACUUUAUCAAAGGAAGCCCCAUGCUACAGAGCAGAAAGUGUUGGUUGUUUUGUGGCAUCUCUUAGGGAACAUGACAAAUAGUGGCUCUCUGCCUGGAGCUGGAGGAAAUAUACGAACCGCCACAGCUAAAUUAUCAAAAGCACUUUUUGCACAGAUGGGUCAGAAUCUAUUAAAUCAGGCUGCAUCUCAACCACCACAUAUCAAAAAGAAUUUAGAAGAAUUGCUCGAUAUGACAAUAUAAAAUGAAUUAUGAUUCUUUGUUGAAAUAUAGAAUGAUGAACAAAAUUGUUUACAUGAUGACAGAUGGAACUUUUUAAAGUCACAUUUUCAGUGCCUGCGUUUCUCAUCUAGUAAAUUAAGUCAAUGGCUAUUUGUAUUUGCAGCCAGUGGGCAUACAUCUGCCCUGUAUCAACCCUACCACUUGUAUCCAUCACACAGAAACCUAAAAGAAUUAGUAUAACCUAAUAUUCAUGAAAUCUGAGACACAUGGAAUGAAUCCAAUUACAAUAUUUUUGAGGAAAGUCCUGCUCAUUUGCACUGUUCUAUAGAAGCCACAAUUCAUUGCCCUAUAUGUACAAUUAGAUUUGUGAUUAAAAAUAUACUUUUUAUUGUGUAAUCAUGUUCUGUCAUUACUCAGCCUUAUUUUAUGAAGUUAAAGAAGUCAUUGAACUAUGUUAUCACAAACUAACUUUUGUGUGCUAUUUGUGAAAAACAUGUAUUUCUGAAAUCAGUCUGCUAAUAUGAUUGUGCAGUAUUAGCUUGCUUUUGCUGCUGUGUUAAUGUGAUAUAUUUGCUUACCUUUUGGGUUUAAUCAUCUACAUAAUCAUGAAGUUUUACACAUUAUAAUGAAGCAUGAUGACCAAAGUUUUAGAAAACACUUAAACAUUUUAAAUGCACGUUUAAGAAAACGUGUUGAAUGUAACUUUCCUAUUUUUGUGUGCAAACACUAAAUUUUAUUUCUAUAUGUCCUGACAUUUAUAAAGGUGUUAUUUUGCUGCCCAGUUGUGUAAUUCUCAAAAAUAGUACCAGGUCUUCUAUAGGCUUUUCUCAGAAUUCUUGGGCUAUAAGUACUGUAUGCAUCUUAAGAAGAAAAGGAAUGUUAUAAAAUAAAAGGAUUUAUUUCUGUA
Molecule: messenger RNA, 6385 nt
Organism: Suricata suricatta (meerkat)
Lineage: Eukaryota; Metazoa; Chordata; Mammalia; Carnivora; Herpestidae
Gene: TOGARAM1
Product: TOG array regulator of axonemal microtubules 1
Exons: 21
Coding region: 256-5499 (1747 amino acids)
Biological process (GO): microtubule cytoskeleton organization
Cellular component (GO): cytoplasmic microtubule; cilium
Molecular function (GO): microtubule binding
Source: RefSeq, a predicted model, not a curated record